Pungitius pungitius (ninespine stickleback) is the source of this 3123-nucleotide messenger RNA. RefSeq names its product phosphodiesterase 6C, cGMP-specific, cone, alpha prime (gene pde6c). Gene Ontology annotation, biological process: visual perception; signal transduction. Bases 200 to 2755 code for a protein of 851 amino acids. NCBI's taxonomy places the organism in Eukaryota, Metazoa, Chordata, Actinopteri, Perciformes, Gasterosteidae. The record is from RefSeq and is a predicted model, not a curated record. The transcript is spliced from 22 exons. Gene Ontology annotation, molecular function: 3',5'-cyclic-nucleotide phosphodiesterase activity; protein binding.
CACGGGAUGUGUCACUGACUCCCUCGGGGACCGUGGAGGAGAAUGCCACUGAUCCACCAAACCCUGUAGGGCCACAGCGCAGCCUCCCACCUCCAUAUUUCUUUUUUUUUGUUGGGGGGGGGGACUUUUUUGACGCGGGUGAUGCUUUUUUAAAAGGAAAGAGAACGGGAAUAUACACACAGCACCACUCGAGUUCAACAUGGCGGACAAGGACAGCGUGGAGAAGUACUUGGAGAACAACCCGCAGUUCGCCAAAGAGUACUUCGACAAGAAGGUGCGCGCCGAGGCGCUGGCCGCCGCCUUCGCCGCGCCCCUGGAGGUCAAAGACACGGCUUCCUUCAAGGACGUCAGCUGCGUGCAGGAGGCCGCCGUCAUCUUCGAGCUGGUCCAGGAGCUGCAGAAGCAAGGGAGGAUGGAGGAGUCUCUCCACAAAGUGAUGCAGCGAGUCGCCCUGAUCCUGCAGGCCGACCGGGUCGGUUUUUACGUCAACCGGGCGAGGAACGGAAUACCCGAGCUCUCCUCCUGCCUCUUCGACGUGACCCCGACAUCCAAAUUCGAGAUAAACCUUGUCGACCCGCACAGCGAAAUCGUGUUCCCCCUCGAUAUGGGUAUCGUCGGUUUGACCGCAAAUUCCAAAAAGGCCCUAAACAUACCCGACGUCUCGAAGAAUCCAAAGUUCUCCGACUUUGUCGACAAACAGACUGGAUACAAAACGAAAUGCAUGCUCACUUUUCCCCUGAUGGCUGAUAAAGAGUGCCUUGGAGUUGUCAUGGCACUAAACAAAAUAGGAGCCGACUCGUUCACUGCAGAGGAUGAGAAGCUCUUCCACAAGUACAUGAACUUUGCCCAAGUCAUCACCCUGCAGAACUACACAUCCUACAUGUUCAACGUGGAGUCCAGAAGGAGUCAGGUGCUUCUCUGGUCAGCCAGUAAAGUGUUUGAGGAGUUGACGGACAUUGAGAGACAGUUCCACAAAGCGCUCUACACUGUGAGGAUCUAUCUGAACUGCGAACGAUACUCAGUGGGCCUGUUGGACAUGACUAAAGAAAAGGAAUUCUAUGAUGAAUGGCCGGUGAAAUUGGGAGACGUGGAACCUUAUAAAGGACCAAAAACGCCAGAUGGCAGGGAAGUCAUCUUUUACAAGAUCAUCGACUACCUCCUGGAAAGCAAAGAAGAGAUCAAAGUCAUACCUGGUCCGCCUGCAGAUCACUGGGCUCUAGUUAGCGGCCUACCGACAUAUGUUGCAGAGAAUGGCUUCAUUUGCAACAUGAUGAAUGUGGCUGCAGAUGAUUACUUCAAUUUCCAGAAAGAGGCCGUGGACGACACGGGCUUCGUCAUCAAGAACGUUUUAUCGCUGCCCAUCGUCAACAAGAAGGAAGAAAUCGUGGGCAUCGCCACCUUCUUCAACCGGAAAGACGGCAAGCCGUUCGACGAGCACGACGAACAGAUCACCGAGGCCCUGACGCAGUUCUUGGGCUGGUCGGUGCUGGUUUGCGACACGUACGACCGGCUGAACCGCAUGGAGUACCAGAAGGACAUCGCCCAGGAGAUGCUCUUGUACCAGACCAUGUGCACCAAAACCGAGUUGCAGGGCAUUCUGAACACCAAAGAGAAGUUUGACGCCGAGCCUGAAGAUUGUGAACAGAAAGAUAUGUACAAACUGUUGAGAGCAUCGUGCCCACCAGCUGACAACGUCAACGGAGAGAACCUGUACCUGUUCUCCUUCAGUGACUUCCCCGUCUCCGAGUUGGACCUCAUCAAAUGCGGCAUUCGCAUGUUCUUUGAGCUCGGAGUGGUCGAAAAGUUUAAAGUUCCCGCAGAGACGCUGACCAAGUGGAUGUACACCGUGAGGAAGGGUUACCGCAGCAUCACGUACCACAACUGGAGGCACGGCUUCAACGUGGGCCACACCAUGUUCUGCCUGCUGCAGACAGGGAAGCUGAGGAAGUACUACUCUGAUCUAGAUGCCUUUGCCAUGGUGGCAGCCGCUUUCUGCCACGAUAUCGACCACAGAGGAACCAACAACCUCUACCAGACAAAGAGCGCGUCUCCUCUGGCCAAACUCCACGGCUCCUCCAUCAUGGAGAGGCACCAUUUGGAGUACAGCAAGACGCUCAUGGCUGAGGAGACCCUGAACAUCUUCUGCAACCUCCAGAAGCAGCAGUUCAAGAACGUGCAGCACUUGUUUGAUGUCUGCAUCAUUGCCACCGAUCUGGCCCUUUACUUCAAGAAGAGAACCAUGUUCCAAAACAUUGUGAAUGCCACAGAGCCCAUGCCGGAUGAAAAAGAGGCCAUUGCCUACAUUUCCAACAACUCCACCAGGAAGGAGAUCGUGAUGGCCAUGAUGAUGACAGGUUGCGACUUGUCAGCUAUCACCAAACCCUGGGAGGUGCAGAGCAAGGUGGCUCUGAUGGUAGCUGCUGAAUUUUGGGAACAAGGAGAUUUGGAGAGAAGUGUCUUGGACCAACAACCAAUUCCAAUGAUGGACAGAAACUGUGCCGAACAGCUACCCAAGAUGCAGUGUGGUUUCAUCGACUUUGUAUGCUCAUUUGUGUACAAGGAGUUCUCCAGGUUCCACAAAGAAAUCACGCCCAUGUUCGAUGGUCUUAACCACAACCGGGCACAGUGGAACGCGCAGGCUGAGGUGUACAACGCAAAGAUGAAGCUCAUUGAGGACGAGAAGAAGAAGCUGGAGGAGGAAGAAGCCAAGAAAGCCGGUGGAGAUGUAAAGUCAAAGACCUGCACCAUCUGCUAAGUUCCUACGGUUCCAGGGUCUCGACUGACGCGGCCUGGUUAGAACUUAUCUAGCCUAUUCUGGUCUGACAACUAGUCUAGUCGGAGCUUGACCGGGCCGGCCUGGUCUGGUCUGAUCUACCCCAGAGUAGUUGUCUCUGGUUAGGUGCUGUCAGCUCUGGUGCAGUCUAGUCCAGCCCCGUCUGGCCUGGUCUGGUUCAGUGUAGCCUUCGUUAGCCUAGCGUAUUCAGGUCUGGUCUCUGGUUCGGGUCUGCGGUCAGCCUCACUGUCCCCCCCCAAGGAAGGGAAGAGUCAGCGACGUUCCCCAAGAAGUGAUGCUGGGACUGCGAGUGAAGAACCAGCAGAUGUGAUGUGUUUGAGCCCCCCCAC